Molecule: messenger RNA, 6611 nt
Organism: Antechinus flavipes (yellow-footed antechinus)
Lineage: Eukaryota; Metazoa; Chordata; Mammalia; Dasyuromorphia; Dasyuridae
Gene: NAPB
Product: NSF attachment protein beta
Exons: 11
Coding region: 154-1050 (298 amino acids)
Biological process (GO): SNARE complex disassembly; synaptic transmission, glutamatergic; regulation of synaptic vesicle priming
Cellular component (GO): synaptobrevin 2-SNAP-25-syntaxin-1a complex; vacuolar membrane; terminal bouton
Molecular function (GO): syntaxin binding; soluble NSF attachment protein activity
Source: RefSeq, a predicted model, not a curated record
UCCUCCCUCUUCCCCCACCUCCGCGGUGGAGAAACUCUAGAGGCGCGUUCUCUAGCCAGUGGUUGGCAGUUCCAUUAGGCUUGCACUUCGUCCUCCGCCUCCGUUACUUCCUUAUUCUCCAUCCCGAAUCCGAAAAGCGUAAAGGCCACAGAUAUGGAUAACGCUGGCAAGGAACGGGAGGCUGUUCAGCUGAUGGCGGAGGCCGAGAAACGCGUUAAGUCCUCCCACUCAUUCUUGAGAGGGUUGUUUGGAGGAAAUACAAGAAUAGAAGAGGCUUGUGAAAUGUAUACGAGAGCUGCAAACAUGUUCAAGAUGGCCAAAAAUUGGAGUGCUGCAGGAAAUGCCUUUUGUCAGGCGGCUAAGCUGCAUAUGCAGCUACAGAGCAAACAUGACUCUGCUACAAGUUUUGUGGAUGCUGGAAAUGCUUACAAAAAGGCUGAUCCACAAGAGGCUAUCAACUGCUUAAAUGCAGCCAUCGAUAUUUACACAGACAUGGGAAGAUUUACAAUUGCAGCCAAGCAUCACAUUACUAUUGCUGAAAUAUAUGAAACUGAGCUGGUAGAUAUUGAAAAGGCUAUUGCGCAUUAUGAACAAUCAGCUGACUAUUAUAAAGGAGAAGAAUCAAACAGUUCAGCCAACAAGUGUCUUCUGAAAGUUGCAGCUUAUGCUGCUCAACUAGAACAGUACCAGAAAGCAAUUGAAAUCUAUGAGCAGGUUGGGGCAAACACUAUGGACAAUCCUUUGUUGAAGUACAGUGCAAAAGAUUACUUCUUUAAAGCGGCCCUUUGUCACUUCAUAGUUGAUGAAUUGAACGCUAAGCUUGCUCUCGAAAAAUAUGAAGAAAUGUUUCCAGCAUUUACUGAUUCUAGGGAAUGCAAAUUAUUAAAAAAACUGCUAGAAGCUCAUGAGGAACAGAACAGUGAAGCUUAUACUGAAGCAGUUAAAGAAUUUGAUUCAAUAUCUCGCUUGGAUCAGUGGCUUACUACUAUGUUACUUCGUAUCAAAAAGUCAAUUCAAGGAGAUGGAGAAGUGGAUGGAGACCUGAAGUGAAUUGCCUAUAAUCUUUGUGGCAUGCAGCCUAACUCCUAUUUAUAUAUAUAUAUACACACACAUAUAUAUAUGUUAAUGGUCAGUGACCAUUACGGGAUAUCCCAUUUCCCAUUAAUGGCUUCAUUUUUGUUGCAUAUUAACCAGAUGAUUGCAUAUUGUUUUAAGAUCCUUGUGUCUAUGUUAUGAUGAAAUGGAUAAAUAAGGGUCCUCUAAUGUUGUUUGUAUGUGAUUUGGAAAUAGUAUAUGUCAGAUUUCUAAGAUCUCUGGAAAAAAUACUUCAUAAAAUAAUAUAUUUUUCAUUCCUUUUCAAUGUUUAAAGAACUGACAUUUUAUUUUUGCUUGUUUUUGUAUGGUGCCUUAGGCUUUAGCACCAAUUCAAUUAUGUAAAUAUAUGCUUUAUGCAUAUGGAAUACACAAUAGCAUUUUAAUCUAUACUAGCUUUAAACAUAUAUGUGUAAUUGGCAGUUGUUGGGAAUGAGUUUAUCCUUUCGUUAGAAACAAAUUUGUUUUUUAUUUUCAUUAUUACCAACUAUCUUAUUGGUGCUAGUGAUUAGCUCCUUUGUUUUAUACCCUGUUUAUGGGCAUAAAAAGAGGUUGUGUAGUGAUCUAGGUCUGUUGCUGUUACUUGUUAUAACUAUGGGGACAGCCAACAGUUAAUUUUUCUCAUGCCAGGAAAUUAAAAUCAAAUUCAAUCAUAUCAUAUACACAUAUAUAUUAAUGAAAAAAUUGAUGAGGAACAAAACAUGGAGCAAAGAUUUUUAGAGAUUGAUAUUGUAGGCUAAAUUAUUUAAAAGUCAGAAAAUUUUCAGUUCAAACCCAGUUUCUGGCACCUAUUAGUUGAUGACUAAGGUUAAGUAGCUUAAUAAUAUCUUUGAACUUGUUUCCUUACCUGUAAAAUGGUAAUACUACCUGUGGUACUUCCCUCACACUGUUUUUUUGUGAGCCCUUAAAAUGAGAUAAUGUUCAUGAAUUAUUUCACAAAUUUUUAAUUGCAUUUUAAAAUAUCAGUUAUUAUUAUUAUCCCAUACAACUAUAUAAGCAUUUAGAAAACUUGUUACAGUGUAUAUUUUUUCAUUUUUUCUAGUUUGAAGUAUUAGCGCAUUUUUCAGAUAAUAAAAAAGUAAGUGAACUGUAUUUACAAUGUGAUAAUAAUUGAAAUAUUCUAUAACCUCUAAACAAAUGUUUGUAUAAUAGACACAGAAAAAUAUUUCACACUCCUAGCUGUUAUUAUACAAAUUACUAAAUGUAGAUAGUACAAUAAUAUUUCCAUUUCCUUACUUUGGGUACACAUAAAGUAUGUGUGUAAUACUAUAUGAAAUAGUUCUUUUAUUAGGAAAUUCUCAUUCUUAAUUUUUGGUAGAAGUUAUUUCCAUCUCCAGAAUCACAGAAAAAGGGUUUGAUCAGAAAAUAUAAUUUUCUGUUUUUUUCAAUAUCACUUAAUUCUGCUAAGAUGUUGUACUGUUUUCUGUGUCAGGAAAAGAUAGCCUUUUAAGACUGUUGGCAGUGAGUAUAUGAAUUCAUUUGUUUUUAGUUGUAUGUUGCUCUUUUUUCCUCAUGCUUAUUCUUUUAGUUAGGAAGUUAGAUAAACUUACUAAGUAGGGGGGACCAUUAAGAAUUUCUCAGCAUAUGAUUGUAUAUUUGAAAGGUUUCCGUGUUUGAAACUAUUUUGCGCUAUCUAUAUUUUCAAUCUUCAUAUGCAACUUAUCUUAGUUCUAGGUUACUAAUCAGAUGCUGUAGGUAGACUAGCCUAUCACUGAGCUGCUAUUAAUAAUAGACUGAAAUGGUCAUGUUUAUAUUUUUUAAGAUGUUAAAAAUAAAUGUAAAGAGGUAUCUGAUAUCUUGUUUUAAACUAUAUUGCCCUAUUAAAGACAAAUGUUUUUGGUGACAAUGGAGCAAUCACAAGUACUAAUAAUAAUGUGGAAUUUAAAUGUAUGAUGUGCUGUUUUGUGGAUAUUCCUAAUUUAAAAGAUCUCUUUAUAAUCACUGUUUUCUUAAAAGUUAUCUGAAUCAUUUUUUUGGACUAAAAUAAUGAUGUAUUUUAGAAUAGUACAUUAACCCCAUACUGUCAAAAAAUGGAUAUUAUUUGGAGAUAAAUAAUGGUAGUAAACAGGUGACUCUUCUACACAAAGCAAUAUUAAGUAUGUUUACUUGGUAUGUUUUUUUCCUGCCUAUUUUCUAUCCACAUGGUAAUUAAGUAAAGAACAAGGUUAAUUGAUUUUGACAUGAUUUUAGCUUUACACGAUUGUAUACCAUUUCUGGGUUUUUUUUUUGUUUGUUUUUUUUUGUAUAUAUAAACCUUUAGUCUCCACCUAUAACUGGGUGUGUAUCACAGGGAAUCUGUAGUCAGAAAAUCCAGUGGACUGCCCUUUCCAAAAUACACUGGAGAAGAGAAAAUGAGAAAAAUAAACCCUGAUUUAAAAGCUUUUCAAAUAUUGUUUUGGCAGUUCUCUUUCAGUUUUUAGAAAGCUACAUGAUAUCAUCCUGAAAUGGUAUGUAAUGAAUGUUGAAAUCACAUGCCCAGAAGCAUCAAGAAUUUUGUUUACAGAUUAUUGUGAGAAUUUGGUUUAAUCCCAUUUCUAAUUUUGGGAAAAAAAACACUUUUCACUAAAUUUACACAUUCACUUUAUCUGUCUGCUUUUCUUCUGCAAAGCAUAUUUAUUAAUUGUGAUAAAUAUAAAUAAUGCCCAUUAAUUUUAUCUCUUUUAUACUUCUUGGAUUAGAAAUGCUGAAUUGUCUGUGACACUUUUAGGUUUAAUUAAAGGAGACAAAAAAAAAAAAAAAAGGUAAAGUGGAAAGAUCACUAGGUGUGCCGAUUUGCUUUAGUCAGUUUUUGAGGUGAGAGGGCACGUUUGAGGUGAGAUGGGGUUCUGUUUUAGUGAGGUAGUGCUAAGAAAUUAUUCAUGGUUUAAAAAAAUUAUCAAAACUUUUUUUUCAAAGUAUUAAACUGAGAGUUAAGGAAGAGCUUAACCUUUGCUUUGGCUCAUUUCAUCCAAGAAAUGAUUAUGGAGCACCUUCUUUGUGCUGUAUGUUGUGUUAGGAACUGUUCUAUAGGACUCUGCUUUUUCCCUCAAGGAAGAUAAAAUCUAUUGGGGGAGAUAAGACCUGUUUGUAUUUAUAUUCAAUAUCAGGAAAAAUGUUGUAUGUGAGAGAGAGUGAAAGUUCAAAAAUUGGCAAGAUUCUCUUGAGCUAAAAUGAUCGUAGAAGAAUUCUUAGAGAAGAUGGUAUUUGAGCUGGAACUAGAAGGAUAGGUAUGGUAUUGGCUGGUGAUAAUGGAAAGAAAAGGAGAUAUAAAAGACAUAUAGUAAGAAAUGAUAAGGCAAGGCAAGUCAUGUUCAAGAAAUGAGAAAUAAUACAUUUUUGUUGGAUUGUAGAAUAAUGAAUAGGAUAAUAAUGAGAGAGAAGUAGACUGGGGUCAGAUUAUAGAGUACCUUAAAUAUCAUACAGAUAAUUGCAUAUACUCACUAGGCAGUGGGGAGUUACGAAUAGUUUUUGAACUUAGGAGUGCAUAAUUAACAAAAUAGUAAUACUACUUUAUUAUUUGUUUAGCAUUGGACCAUAGAAUUGGAAGAUAAAGACUUGAGGACAUCAGUGAGGAGGUUGUGGCAGUAAUUUAAGUUGGUAAUAUCAAGAUAUUACAAAUAGGGUGUUGGGAUAGAAAGGAAGAAGUCACAUCUCUGGACUGACCAAUAAACCGUGAAGGAAUAUUCUUGUUCUAAAAUUCUGCAAAAUACAAUUAACAGUUAAAUCUAAAAUCAACAUUUAGUAAGCACCUUCUCUGUAGGCAGAACUCUGUAGUCAGUGCUGGGGAUAUGGCAGAUAAAUAUAAUAUGCAACAUUACAUGAUAAAUACCUGCAGUUGGAAAAUAAAAUGUCUUGUAAGGGCUGAGGAAGAGAAAAUUUUACUUACUUGGGCUAUGAAACCAGAAUAUUUUUUAGAACAGUAUAAUAUAAAUUAGAAAUUGAAAUGGAGCACAACACAAUAUUUCAAGAAGCUUUUGUCACUUUCCUUUGGAAUAACUUUUUUAAAUGAUCUUUCCUCAAACUUCAUUGGGCUAUAGGCAAAGUAACCAAAGAAGAAAGUCAGCUUAUUGAAUUGCCUGGUUGUGUAGGAAAAUAAAUUUCCACAAAUUAGACAAUUUACAUAAACACUUUUUGUGAUGGUCUGAUAGUACUGGAUAUUACCAAAAAUUUAUCAGAGGGUUAUUAUUCAUUUGCCAGUAUGAAUAAUACUUUUUUCUCCUUACUUAUAGAAUUUUAUCAGGACUGUGGUUCCUUCCCCCUUGCUUGCUAAUAUACACAUUUUUCUCCAAUCUUCUGUUCCUCAAGAUGUAAAGAUGGGGCAGUUAGGUGGCAUAGUGGAUAAAGCACCAGCCCUGAAGUCAGAAGGACCUGAGUUCAAAUCUGGUCUCAGACACUUAACACUUCCUAGCUGUGUGACCCUGGGCAAGUCACUUAACCCCAAUUGCUUCAGGGGAAAAAUAUGUGGUAAAGAUGAUUUUGAUUACUGAUUUUUUCUUUUAAGAAAGUUCUGUUUAUUUUUCUUUAUUAACACCCAACACUGUCAGUUCACCACAGACUAUAUAAGUGACAUGACACUUUGCUUUAAGGAUUCAGGUGUGUUAAAUGAUCAGUAUCACAAUCUGUAUUUGCAACAAAUAUUGUUUCAACACAAUAUCAGUGCUUGUUAAGAACUAAUAGCUAUUUGUUGCCCAGAAACAUAGGAAAAUAAUACUUCUUAUUGAUGGAACAAACUAACUAGAGGACAAAGACAUAUAUUCAUCCAAAAUCAAAACAAAACAAAACAAAAAAGAGUGAAUUUAAAUUUAAUUGCAUUGAACUGCUAUGCCAGUAUAAUGGAAUAGUGCCAUAUUUCUUCCAACAAGCUAAGGAGUUAGGUUUUCAAGGCUCAUAAAAUUUUCUUUACAAAGGACACUUAAUAAUUGUGAAAAUUAUGUUAAAAUUUUUGUAUUUUAGUAAUUCUGAUAUUCAUUUAUGACAAAUAUUUUUCCAUGGACCAACCAAGUUAUUUGAGAAAGCUUGUACUUGGUUAUUCAUGAUCAAAGAUGACAGUAAUAGGUAAAAUUUCUUACAGAAAAGCAUUGCUUUUGUGGAAAUGUUUUUACAACUUGUCUCUUGAUUUCCUUUUUGUGGUUACUUUUUUAUUUAUCCAAUGAUAUGAAAACAGUAUUUUUGCACAGUUGUGAUAUGCAUAAAUGAUCUCUGAUAGUAUUGCCAACUAUAUGCCCUAGCUUUUGUGGUAUUUUACAGUGUGUUUUCUCUGCUGUUGUGCACAUAUAUUUGUCUAAAUGUGAAACAUUGUGAUUUUUGUAGAUUUGGCAGGCUAGCAUGUCAACUAUAAUGUAAUUAGCUUGUGUUAUAAAUGGUGAUAACAGUUUUCAUAUCAUGUAAAAUACAGAUAAUAAAGCUGCUGAUAAUUCCUCCUAUCACUUUCUAAGUCAGGAAACUUAUCAUGAAAACUAUUAGUAACAACUCUGCCUUAGGAACAGAUUGUGUAUGUUUUGUGUGAACUUGUAUAGUAAUAAAGUCAAAAUUAUGAUUAA